This is a messenger RNA of Marmota monax (woodchuck), 2315 nucleotides long. RefSeq names its product cell division cycle associated 8 (gene Cdca8). Gene Ontology annotation, biological process: mitotic sister chromatid segregation. The transcript has 11 exons. NCBI's taxonomy places the organism in Eukaryota, Metazoa, Chordata, Mammalia, Rodentia, Sciuridae. The record is from RefSeq and is a predicted model, not a curated record. Gene Ontology annotation, cellular component: spindle midzone; chromosome passenger complex; chromosome, centromeric region. Bases 686 to 1528 code for a protein of 280 amino acids.
GCCAAGUCAGGAGACGAGGUGCUGGGUCCCGGGUGGGAGCCACUUCCUGCCCCGCGGUCGGCCCGGCUCUCGGCCUCCGAGUCCCUCCGCACAGGAGCUCCUGCCCGAGGCGUCCUCUCGCCUUCGGAAGCUGCUCCGUGAAGGACCCUUGCUUCCCCCGCUCAGGCGGGUGUCCUAGUUACUCCUCGGAAUAGGGCAGUCUCCUGCUUCAGACUGAGGAUUCCCGGAGGCCAAGACCUGUCUCCCCUCGAGACUUGUGCUCCUGGAGCCGAAAUCUUGUCUCUUCUCUUCGAAACUGCCUUUCGCGUUCCCUAACCCCGCCAGAUAUUGAAGCGUGAGAACCCACCCGGAAAGCGCCGGGACUCGCACUUUCUGCGCACGCUCAGAAGUGACCGCCCCCCCACCAUGACUACGGAGUCGUGAAAGGAUGCCGUAAAGCCGCAAUGACUUCUGGGCAAUGAAGUCCUGCCUGUGGAUUGGCUGUCUGAUGGAGGAGCUUCCUUGUGGUUGGGUGUUCUGAGACCAUCCUUAAAAGGGCCACUUCUCAUUCGUCAGCCGCAGGCAGCCUAGACCCCGAAGGACGAUUCCCAGCCGUCGUCUCCACCUCUUACUUUCCUUCCCCUGUCUCUGCCGCUGACCCCUUGAGGCUCGGUCCCCCUCUCCCCGCAGCCUCCACCGAAGCGCCAUGGCUCCCAGGAAGCGUGGUAGUCGGACGAACAAGACCAACUCGUUACGGAGCCAAAAGCUCGCCUCCUUUCUUAAGGACUUCGACCGUGAAGUGCAAGUACGAAUCAAGCAAAUUGAGUCAGACAGGCAGAACCUUCUCAAGGAGGUGGAUAACCUGUACAACAUCGAGAUCCUACGGCUCCCCAAGGCUGUGCGCGAGAUGAACUGGCUUGACUACUUCGCCCUUGGAGGAAACAAACAGGCCCUGGAAGAGGCAGCAACAGCUGAUGUGGAUAUCACAGAAAUAAACAAACUAACUGCAGAAGCUAUCCAGACUCCCCUGAAAUCUUCCAAAGCACGAAAGGUAUUACAAGUGGAUGAAAUGAUAAUGGAAGAAGAAGAGGAGGAGGAAAAUAAACAUAAGAAUCUUCAAACUUCAAGAGUCAAAAGGUGUCCUCCAUCUAAGAAGAGAACCCAGUCCGUACAAGGAAAAGGCAAAAGCAAAAGAUCAAGCCACAACAGCAAUGUGACCCCAGCUGUAAGCAGAUUAGAGUUGUCUAUGGUGAAACCAACUCCAUGCCUGACGCCCAGGUUUGACUCCAGGGUCUUCAAGGCCCCAGGCCUGCGCACGCCAACAGCCAGAGAGCAGAUUUACAGCAUCUCUGCCAAUGGCAGCCCUCUUGCUGAUGGCAAAGAGAUCUCCCUGACUGUGCCAGUGGGCGGCGGAGCGAGUAUGCGGUUAUUGGCCAGUGACUUGCAGAGGAUUGAUAUCACACAGCUGCAUCCAGAGGCUUUAGGGGACAUUAAGAAGCUCUCGAGUCAUCUCGCCCAAAUCUGCAGCAGCAUACGAUCCCACAAGUGAGACUGUACAGGCUGUAGCAGUGACCAUGGCAGCAGAAUGUGUACAUCUCCCUCCUGUUACCCACCAUCUCCUCCUCUGUUGAUGCAGGGUACUGGGUGGGGCCUUGGAAUCUUUUACCUGCUGUGCCUAAUAGUCCUUGUCAAGCUGACGUGUGGAACAGAGUUUUGUGCUUAUCAAAGACCAAAAACUGGUUUGGAGGCAGCUUCCAUGUCUUGUAUUUCUACCUCUCUAGUUAGUGGGGAUUUGGAGAAGCGAAUUACAGGGCUUAGAAUAGUCUAGGAGUUUAAGUGACUGGCUGCAGAGUAACCAUCCCUAUGCUGUCUGUGGUCCAGUGUCCCUGCCAGGUCUGUGGACUCCGCAGAGAGCACUUCUCUCAAUGGGAUCACUGGGAGGGCCAGGGUGCCUUGUCUGGUGAUAUUGUUAUGCGUUUAGCUCAUGCUGAGGGCACAGACUAGUUGUGUGGAGUCAGCAGUUACAGCCUUGUGCUCUGAGCAGAGCCUCUGGACCCCAAAGGGCCACAUACUAUGGUCCAGGAAUUUUGGGAACUAGGAUUAUUACUCCUGGCUUGCAGGCACGCAGCUCCCUCUCUUGCGUCUGGCUCUUUAGUCAUCUUUUGUGUUAUUAACUCGGUCCUAUACAGGCUGGUUGUUGCAAGUUGCUUUAUUCUCCUUUUCAUGAGACUUUUUGUACAUAUUGUUUUCCUAGUAAUGGUAUGUCCAAGCUGAUUUGUUCAAAUCAGAGCUACUGCGAGAUACUGCUUUCAAUAAAUUUUGAUUUUGUUUUUUAA